AAAGGUUGCAGAAAAAUAGAACAGAAUGCCACCUCCAAUAUCUACAAAACUGUAUAUUGGGAAUUUACCUGAAACUUGCAGAAAAGCUGACCUGCAAAAAAUGUUUGAAGCAUAUGGAAAAGUUAUAGAAUGUGACAUUGUCAGAAAUUACUGCUUUAUUCACUUUGAAAAUCCAAAUGAAGCAAAAAUGGCACAAGCAAAUCUGGACGGUGCUGAUUUUGAAGGCGUCAAAUUAAAAGUGGAGAUGUCUCACAGCAAAGUACGCCAAAAACCUGGGAUGGGAGGAAAAGGCGAGUGUUACAGAUGUGGAAAGGAGGGGCACUGGUCAAAGGAUUGCCCAAAAGGACCAUCUCGUGGAAAGCCUAGAGGACCAGAACCCCCGUACAGAGACCCCUACAGAGAUCCAUAUGAUCCCUACUACAGGGAGAGAUACCUGCCUCCCCCACCUCCCCAUGACAGAUAUAGACCAUACCCAGAACCCUAUGACAGGAGGCCUCUCCCUCCACCUCCACCACGAGAUCCGUACUACAGAGAGAGGGACCCUUAUGCUAGACCACCUCCAGAGUAUUAUGGGCGUCGAUCACCCCCUCCCCCUCCUAUGAGACCAAGACCCGAUGAUCCAUAUUAUGACUCGUACUAUCCUCCUAGAAGAAGCAGCUACCCAAUGCCACCACCCCCGGGAACAAAUCGUUUGUCGCCACCUCGCAGCCGCGUCCCGGCACCAUAUUGAACGUCGCAGACCCGCGUCGGAGGCCAAAGAUGGAAAGCUGAUUUAAUGCUUUCAUAAUUUCAAACGGACUUGUGAAACUUUUUACAAAAAUAUUUUAAGAAGCAUUUUAUAGAUUGUAUCUGCAUUGAGAGAAAUGGAAGAAAAGACUGGAUUUAUUGUGUUAUAUAGUAAAUGAGCGACUGUGGAAGGACGAACAUCUUUGCUUAAUUAACCGUGAUCAAAUCAAGAUCUAAUGUAGACGUUUUUAGAAUCGAGUUUUCACACGUGUCAUUUGUAAAUAUUUUCAUUGUCUCAUGAGUAAAAACAAUAAAUGAUAAGAAAGAUGUAUAAUAA
This is a messenger RNA of Saccostrea echinata, 1063 nucleotides long. RefSeq names its product RNA-binding protein lark-like. The transcript is spliced from 8 exons. Gene Ontology annotation, molecular function: mRNA binding; zinc ion binding. NCBI's taxonomy places the organism in Eukaryota, Metazoa, Mollusca, Bivalvia, Ostreida, Ostreidae. The record is from RefSeq and is a predicted model, not a curated record. Gene Ontology annotation, cellular component: nuclear speck. Gene Ontology annotation, biological process: mRNA splicing, via spliceosome. Bases 26 to 730 code for a protein of 234 amino acids.